Diprion similis is the source of this 1972-nucleotide messenger RNA. RefSeq names its product prisilkin-39-like. The record is from RefSeq and is a predicted model, not a curated record. The transcript has 5 exons. NCBI's taxonomy places the organism in Eukaryota, Metazoa, Arthropoda, Insecta, Hymenoptera, Diprionidae. Bases 152 to 1108 code for a protein of 318 amino acids.
CUUUCUCUUUCUCUCUCUCUCUGGCCUACAUGGUCGGACACUCGCUCACUCUCACAUUCCCGCCAUAUUGGAUACCGUGAGCCGUUUCAGACCCCAGUGUUAAAGUAACAUUGGUGAAGGAUAGAUCGCGCUCUCACACACGCCAGAAAAAAUGCUUCGUCGGACGCUAUGUGGCGUCGCGGUGCUCCUGAUUACGUCACUGGUAGACGCCGCCCCGUACAACAAAUAUGGAAGAUCGUGUAAGGACAUCGGCUGCCGGAGCAAUGAAGUGUGCGUCAUGGAAAGGAAAGAUUGCGGAACUUAUGAGAGCGAAGGUGAUACUUGCGGUCGAUACCCAACCUGUAAACGGUCGUCUAGUACAACCGAAAGCUGCACUUCACUCGUUUGUCCGGCUGGUCAGUACUGCAGAUCAGAAAAUGGAAUACCAACCUGCGUAAGCACGCUGGCAGGACAAGGAUACGAUUCGGCCGGAGUCUCGAUCGUGAAUGGACAACCCUCGCAAACGAACAAUCGCCAUGACCCGCCGCCCGUAGUUUCGCCGAACGCGAACCCCUCGUACCCCCAAAAUCCUUACUCCAACGCGAACGCGCCUCCGAUUCCACCCCCGGGGCAAAACUACCCCGUCAACUCUGCGACCAAUCUGGGCUACCCCCCUGACCCCCCGAGCAACCGGCCAGCUUCCGGUUCCGGUUCCACCAACCUGGGCUACCCCGCCUAUCCCUCGAACAGCGGCUCUUCGACCGGAAACACGAACCUCGGCUACCCCCCCUACCCGACAGUGAACCGGAUGCCGAACCCCGGACAGACCAACUACCCUCAGCCAAACUACCCUCAGCCAAACUACCCGCAGUCAAACUACCCUCAAUCAAACUACCCUCAAUCAAACUACCCUCAGUCAAACUAUCCCAGCGGCUAUCCACAGCCGGGAAAUUAUCCGGUCCAGCAAUAUCCCGGCCACCAGAACUAUCCGACCAGUACUCAGAACCGUGGAUACAAUAGUUUCAACUCGAACACCGGCUAUCGCAGGAAGAGCGGAUGUUCCAUCGCUUCGCCGACCGUCUCGCUUGUUCUUGUCUCAUUCGCUGUGGUCGUAAAGUAUUUUUCGUAAUCUUGUGUUUGAUACACGAUACGGUGAAACCGUAAUGAGUAAAAGCAAAAGUAGAUUUUUUCGUGAACACACACGACGUGCUUUUUAUAUACUACCUUUACUAGACGUUGGUCACACUCUUUGGUUUAUUUAAAAAAAAAAAAAAAAAAAUUUCUUAUCAAUAUUUUUACAAUUCUAGAAUCUCUUUGAGUUGCACAUUUUUCAUCGGCCGGAGAAUAUUUGAAAAGUUAAAAUUCCGGGUUUUUAAUCAGCUCGCGGAGCAAAUGAUCGACGUUCGAUUGAAAUCAAACGAACGAUUUACCGCGUUGAACCAUUCUUUGUAUCCUUCGAUUUGAACCCUUUGCGGGAUUUUUGACCGCUCCACGAAUAGAAAUCCACUCUUCGAGACUCUCUUCUUUAUACAUACCAUCCCUUGUCUCUCUCCUUUCGCGGUUCAAGGGGGUUGACACGAGUUCGUCGUGUUAGCUUCGAGUUUCGUGAUUUUCGUGAAAGAAGUCGCAGUUCAUUCUCGUAAGGUUGUUAGAUUCUACUUAAUGUUACAUUCUACGCUGUGAUGUCUACUUUAAUCUACAGGCCAAUUGUAAUCUGUCCGACAUAAUAAUUUGUAAAUUACUUUUAAAUACCAUUGAAAUUGUCUAUGCAAUUUAAAACAUCGUUUGUAGCUUGAGAUUGUAAAUUCAAAUGCUCCGUCGCGAUUUAUUUUGCGUACGAGUAUCUUAUGUAUCUAUAUAUGUUAAAUUGAAGCCAUGACGAUACAGGAAACAGCAGUGCUUCCGUGCCUUAUGUAAAUUUGAAUCCGUAUGCUUACUGUUUCGUCUUCACAAGUCUAGAGAUUCGCUUAUAUCCUUCAAAUAUUUGUGAGAA